Sphenostylis stenocarpa is the source of this 1170-nucleotide messenger RNA. NCBI's taxonomy places the organism in Eukaryota, Viridiplantae, Streptophyta, Magnoliopsida, Fabales, Fabaceae. The record is from the annotation of a GenBank genome assembly.
AUGAGUUAUCGAUCGCUUCAUGAUGAUGAAGACGGUAACGAACAAGUUUUUCUUGAUGAGGCUGACAUCAUCGAUGAAGUUGACGUGGAUAAUGAAGAUCUUCCUGAUGCUGAUGAUGAUUCUGAACUCGAGGACGAGGAUGGUGAUUUUGUGCACAAAUUCACUGCUCAUACUGGGGAAUUGUACACAAUUGCCUGUAGCCCAACAGAUGCGGCCCUAGUGGCUACUGGGGGUGGUGAUGACCGAGGAUUUCUCUGGAAGAUUGGCCAAGGAGAUUGGGCUUUUGAGCUUCAAGGUCAUGAAGAAUCUGUAUCUAGUUUAGCUUUUAGCUAUGAUGGACAGCGUUUGGCAUCAGGAAGCUUAGAUGGAAUUAUUAAAGUCUGGGAUGUAUCAGGAAAUUUGGAAGGGAAAAACCUUGAAGGUCCUGGAGGGGGCAUUGAGUGGCUUAGGUGGCAUCCAAGAGGACACAUACUCUUAGCUGGUUCUGAGGAUUUCACCAUUUGGAUGUGGAAUACUGAUAAUUCUGCCCUACUUAAUACAUUUAUUGGUCAUGGUGAUAGUGUAACAUGUGGUGAUUUUACUCCUGAUGGGAAAAUAAUAUGUACUGGAUCUAAUGAUGCGACCUUGAGAGUAUGGAAUCCAAAAAGUGGAGAAAGCACUCAUGUUGUGCGGGGCCAUCCAUAUCAUACUGAGGGAUUAACAUGCUUGACGAUAAAUUCAACUUCAACACUUGCACUUUCUGGUUCUAAGGAUGGAUCUGUCCAUAUUGUGAAUAUCACCACAGGAAGAGUUGUUGAUAACAAUGCCCUUGCUCCUCAUUCAGAUUCCAUCGAAUGUGUUGGGUUUGCACCAAGUGAUUCCUGGGCUGCAGUUGGUGGCAUGGAUAAAAAAUUGAUCAUCUGGGAUAUAGAGCAUUUAAUACCCCGAGGAACUUGUGAACAUGAGGAUGGAGUGACAUGUUUGGCAUGGCUUGGUGCAUCAUAUGUAGCUACUGGUUGUGUGGAUGGUAAGGUGAGAAUUUGGGAUAGCCGGUCUGGUGAAUGUGUAAAAACAUUGAAGGGGCACUCUGAUGCCAUUCAGUCUCUUUCUGUGUCUGCUAAUCGGGAUUACCUUGUUUCGGCCUCACUUGAUGGAACAGCUUGUGCUUUUGAGGUUGAAAAUUUUCGGUAA